CAACCGCGGAGACAACAACGGCGGCGGCUAUAGCAGUAGGUUCGUCGAGAGAACACGACACGGACAAGCGCGACGCCCGGGGGACCUCACAUCGAUAUAUCAUUGUACCGGCGGCACGGUCAGUAGUCAUCGCGAGUUGACGACGAGUAGUGCUCGUCGAGUCCCCCGCGACUUAUAGACACAAACACAAUCGCCGACAGUAAUAAUAUACUAAUCGCAAAAUAUUUUAUAUCUCGCGCGUACACAUCAUAUGAUACUAUAAAGCGUCGAGUUCAAGUCGGGCCAGUCGAAGUACGCGCAAAUAUUAAAGUGUCCAGUGAAAGCAGUCCACACGGUGCGCACGACAGUCGUAUAACGUCGCUCGCGAAUUUUUUUUAAAUUCUCAACUCUUAACGUCCGAACGUUUUUUGGAUUUCCGCCCGUGGACGUGACACAGACGCCGGUCGUGCGCGCGCGCCAAACCACCGGGGUAUUUUAUUUUUUAAAGAAAAACUUUUUUUCGUUCACGUCGAUACCAUCUUUUUCGUUCGCCGAAUCGCGCCGGAGUCCGGUGUUUUGUUUUUUGCCGCGCCGACAACGAGGAGGACGACGGUUCCCGCAGAAGUUUCGGAUUUCGUUCCCGUUUCGCCGCGUCUACUGUCAAACGACCUGGCGACGACAGCGGUGCUCGUUUAUCCCGGAUGACCGGCGACUACAGAAGACGUCUGUAACGCGCCCGCAACCCCAACACCACCACCGCGGGUCCGGCCUCGAAUUGCCGCCAUGGUAAUACUAUCGACAUGGAGUUUCAUCAGCAUAACAGCGUUCGCAUCGCAGAUAUUCGCCAACACGUUACACGAGCAUAUGGACGUGGACGGCCUGAGGACACUGUUUCACGUGGAACAUCAUUCGGAAGUGCCCGUCUACGAGGUGAUAAGUCUGCAUUCGGUCGUCAAACGGAAUGCGGAUGGCGCACACAAAGUUCGACUGAAGGCGUUCGGAGAACACCACGACUUGCAACUAGAGCCUUCCGAUCGCCUUUUCACGGGCGACAAGUUGCGUGCCUGGACGGCACAUCACAACUCCACCACAGACACAGUACACUACACCGAACUGCCAAACGACGAACACAUCGGCGUGCCGUAUCAAGAUGUCGAUAAACGAGCAGCAGUCGUCUUACACAACGACCACGAGGACGGAACGAUUCUUAUGGAAGGUACCAUUGGCGAUCACUUGGUGGUGAAACCCGUGCCGGCCGUAUACAGGAGACACGUACAGUCUGCCACCCCGGACGACGAGAUGUUCUUGGACCAAGAGCUCCGAGACGGCGAAAACGAAGUGUCCGACCAAGGUUUCCCGCUGAAGUCGCAAAAGUUCGUGGCCCAUCACAAACACGUAGUGUACAGGAGAAAUCCCGAUACCGAUCGGACAGCGGGAGAUUACGCGCUAAUGGAACCAGACGCGUUGCCGAGGAGCAGGCGGAAAAGAUCGAUCACCAAGCGGGAAGCGCCGUACGCCAUUUAUCCCGAAAUAAUGGUCAUCGUCGACUACGACGGUUACAGGUUGCACGGGGGAGACAAUGUACAGAUCAAACGUUACUUUGUGUCCUUCUGGAACGGCGUGGACCUCAGGUACAGACUACUCAAGGGCCCAAAAAUACGUAUAAGCAUCGCGGGAAUCAUAAUAUCACGGGCGAGAGACGCCACGCCGUAUUUGGAAAGAAAUAGGGUCGGUAGAGACGCUAUUGACUCGGCGGCUGCACUCACGGACAUGGGUAAAUACCUGUUCAAAGAACGAAGACUGCCCGUGUACGAUAUCGCCGUAGCCGUCACCAAAUUAGACAUGUGCAGGCGACAAUACCCACACGAUACAUGCAACAGGGGUACCGCAGGAUUCGCGUACGUGGGCGGUGCUUGCGUAGUGAACAAACGUCUCGAGAAAGUCAACAGCGUCGCGAUCAUCGAGGACACCGGCGGCUUUUCGGGCAUCAUCGUAGCGGCGCACGAAGUCGGUCACCUGUUGGGUGCGGUGCACGACGGUUCGCCUCCGCCGACCUACCUGGGCGGACCGGGAGCGGAGAAAUGUCGCUGGGAAGACGGAUACAUAAUGAGCGAUCUGCGGCACACGGAAAAAGGAUUCCGGUGGUCGCCGUGCAGCGUGUCGUCUUUCCAUCACUUCUUAAACGGUGACACGGCCACGUGUCUGUUCAAUUCACCGCACGAAGACGAGUCACUGCCCAGGAUGUUACCGGGAAAACUAUUGACUCUGGACGCCCAGUGCAGAAAAGACCGAGGGACCAGUGCCUGUUUCAAAGACGAUCGGGUGUGCGCUCAGUUGUUCUGCUUUGACGCGGGUUCGGGCUACUGCGUGGCGUACAGGCCAGCGGCCGAAGGAUCGCCUUGCGGAGAUGGACAACAUUGCACCAACGGCAAGUGCAUAACGGAACACGAGAACAUAAUACCAGAUUUUUCGCAAAACACACCGGCUUACCUGCGCCGGUUGGGAGACGAAGGGGAAGCGACUCAAGACUGGCCGCAGUAUUUGACUCCUAACAUCACUACACAGAGGUCCGUGUGGAAUGACUAUUGGAGGACAACCCAAAAGACUAUUGCCACCACCACCAAUACUAAUAACAACCUGCAACCCCGAACGCAAAACUUGUACAUUCCAAACCCUUACCAACAACCUCCACAGAUUACCACGACUAGCGGAGACACUCAUGACGCGCGAUUACCGACAUACAAACAACUACUACUACAACAACAACAACAACAACAACAACAACCACAAAUUAAACAACUAUCACUAGGUAACGGCGACAAAAACGAAGACCCUUUGGCCGCGUUGCUUAAAAACAAAUACUACCAUUCGGGGCCGCAAGAGUUGAAAACCGUCGAUCGACCGCAGUCGUCGUCCAAGAGUAACGGCGGCGGACCGUACGCUGACGAGUGCGUGGACCGAGCCGGAGCCAUGGACAUGCUGGGAGCCGUGUCCUGUUACGACUACCUGUCUAGGUACGGCAUGGGACACUGUUCGAAUCCGUACAUCCGGGAAAACUGUUGCGCCGCCGUCAAGUACGUGUGCAACGGCGGUCCGUCGCGACAACUGCAACCGCUGCAGCAGCAGUUCGGCUGAGUCAUCGAGAGAGUGCAUACACGCAACACAACACUCGACGCUCGGACGCAGUCUGAAGUUUACCCGUUCCCGUCCCACCAGCCAGCCAGCCCGCCCGCACGUACCUAUCGUCAAGUUUUACGAUAUAUAUGUAUAUAUAUAUACACACUAUAUAUAUAUAUAGAGAGAAAAACAAAAAACAAAAAAAAAAACCAUAUACAAUCUCUGUGAGAUCAAUCUAUUAUUAAUAUUAUUAUUAUUAUUAUUAUUUAUGCAUCGUUAUACAUAUAUUAUAUUAUCUUAUACUAUAUUCUUUUUGGAGAAAAUUAUUUGUUUAAAAAAUAAAUAAAUAAAUAAGCCACUCAUAACUUCAAUGUUGUGUCGUGAACCUACGCGCGGACCUAGGCACUAGGCACACGCAUACGCGUACCUAUAUCAUAACCGCGGUUGAAUACAUCACACACACACACACACACACACACACAAACACACUGGAAUACGAUAUUAUUAUUUAUUGCUACUAUAUAUUAUGUAUAUUGUUUUUUCUGUUUUAUUUUUAUCAUUAUUUAUUAGUUGUGGUGUGACUCGACGACAAACAGAAAUCUUUAUGGAAACCACACACACACACACACGUUGUCCGCAUAAUAUACUCAUUCUCGAUUCGGAGAUAUUUUUUUGUGAUAAGCCGCCCUAUAUGAUAUUAUAUAACAACAUUAUGUAUUACGUUCUCGUGUUUUGAAAUCUUUUUUUAUCCGAUUCAAAUAAUAUUGUUCCUCGACAACUCUAGGAUAAAACUGGACUGAAAAAGAUUUCGAAACCACGACAUUUAUGUGAUUCAAAAUUUAUUUUUGUUUAUUUUUUAUUUUUAUUUGUAAUUAUUGAUUGGGCAAACUCAACUUUUUUGCCCAUGAUAUUUUAUUUUUAACUGAUUAAGAUGUUGUUUAGUCUAAGUAUUUUAAGUGACAGAAAUGUACAUAUACAAAAAAUAUAUGAUGAAUAAGUUAAACAAGUA
This is a messenger RNA of Rhopalosiphum padi (bird cherry-oat aphid), 4105 nucleotides long. RefSeq names its product A disintegrin and metalloproteinase with thrombospondin motifs like. Gene Ontology annotation, biological process: proteolysis. NCBI's taxonomy places the organism in Eukaryota, Metazoa, Arthropoda, Insecta, Hemiptera, Aphididae. The coding region runs from base 763 to 3114 and encodes 783 amino acids. Gene Ontology annotation, molecular function: metalloendopeptidase activity. The transcript is spliced from 17 exons. The record is from RefSeq and is a predicted model, not a curated record.